ACAAGCAGCUACUGUUCUGUGGUGGUGGUGGUGUCGCUCAAAACAAGCGAGAGUGAGUGUGGAGGAUGGCGUCGAUUUCAUUCAGUGACCAGCGGUUGUUGUAACAGACACAGCAAUCGCAGGUAUUCCCGUCCAUAAUGGCGGUCACUACACACUUUCGUUAUGGCCUCAGGCUUCCCUUAUCCUCAAGGUCAACCACCACUCCAGCAGUCGGAGGAGGCUUCAACUUCCCCACAAAUUCUCUCUCUACAAACCAUCAUCUUCUUCUUCACAAAUUCUGUCAUUCUUCUCUCUCUAAACGGAAUGUUAGCUGCUCAACCCGUCGGCCCUCUUUUUGCGUGCUUUGCCAGCAGACUAUGGACCUGUCCUCCAAUGCUGGCCAGGACCGUCUCUUGAAGGUCCCUACAUCAAACAUAAGGAAUUUCUGUAUUAUUGCCCACAUCGAUCAUGGGAAAUCAACAUUAGCAGAUAAGCUGCUUCAAUUGACCGGUACAGUGCAGAAGCGGGAUAUGAAGGAGCAAUUUCUUGAUAACAUGGAUCUAGAGAGAGAAAGGGGCAUCACAAUUAAACUACAGGCAGCUAGAAUGCGUUUCAUGUGUGAUAAUGAACCAUAUUGCCUCAAUCUUAUUGAUACUCCAGGGCAUGUUGACUUUUCUUACGAGGUUUCUCGGUCUCUUGCUGCAUGUGAGGGGGCUCUCCUUGUUGUAGAUGCCUCUCAGGGAGUGGAAGCUCAGACGCUGGCUAAUGUUUAUUUGGCUUUGGAAAACAACCUAGAAAUAAUUCCAGUUUUGAACAAAAUAGAUUUACCAGGCGCCGAUCCACUUCGUGUUUCCCAGGAAAUUGAAGAGGUGGUUGGUUUAGAUUGUAGCAAUGCAAUCUACUGCUCAGCAAAGGAGGGAAAAGGUAUAACUGAAAUUUUGAAUGCAAUCGUCCAAAGGAUUCCCCCGCCUCAUGAUACUGCUGAAAGAGCUUUGAGGGCCCUAAUAUUUGACAGCUACUAUGAUGCAUAUAGGGGUGUUAUUGUAUAUUUUCGAAUCAUUGAUGGGACUAUAAAGAAAGGUGACAGAAUCUUUUUUAUGGCGAGUAAGAAGGACUAUUUUGUUGAUGAAAUUGGAGUUUUAUCUCCCAAUCAGUUGCAAGUUGAUGAAUUAUAUGCCGGUGAGGUGGGUUACGUUUCAGCUUCCAUAAGAGCGGUAGCAGAUGCUAGGGUGGGUGACACUAUAACACACUACAGUAGGAGGGCAGAACAAUCACUGCCAGGAUACAAGGAAGCAACUCCAAUGGUGUUCUGUGGCCUGUUUCCUGUUGAUGCUGAUCGGUUUCCUGACUUACGUGAUGCAUUGGAAAAGCUGCAACUUAAUGAUGCUGCAUUGAAGUUUGAGCCUGAGACCUCAAGUGCCAUGGGCUUUGGCUUCAGAUGUGGGUUUCUGGGCCUCCUCCAUAUGGAAAUUGUUCAGGAAAGGCUCGAGAGAGAAUACAAUUUGACGCUAAUAACUACUGCUCCAAGUGUUGUAUACCGAGUCAACUGUGUAAAUGGUGAUACUGUGGAGUGUUCAAAUCCAUCUUUGCUUCCUGAGCCUGGAAAUAGGAGGUCAAUUGAGGAGCCAUUUGUUAAGAUUGAGAUACUCACUCCAAAGGACUAUAUUGGUCCACUUAUGGAACUUGCUCAAGACCGAAGGGGAGAAUUCAAAGAAAUGAAAAUUAUGACUGAGAAUAGAGCGUCACUCAUCUAUGAAUUACCUUUGGCAGAGAUGGUAGGGGAUUUCUUUGAUCAGCUGAAGUCCAGAAGCAAGGGUUAUGCUAGCAUGGAAUACUCCUUUAUCGGGUACAAGGAAAGUGAAUUGGUAAAGCUUGACAUUCAGAUUAAUGGUGAUCGUGUUGAACCUUUGGCAACUAUUGUUAACAAAGAUAAGGCAUAUGCCGUGGGGAGGGCAUUGACUCAAAAGCUAAAGGAACUUAUACCACGACAAAUGUUUAAAGUACCUAUCCAAGCAUGCAUAGGUACUAAAGUGAUAGCUAGUGAAGCUUUAUCUGCAAUUAGGAAGGAUGUUCUAUCUAAAUGCUAUGGUGGGGACAUUACAAGAAAAAAGAAAUUGCUUAAAAAACAGGCUGAAGGAAAGAAGAGAAUGAAGGCAAUUGGGAAAGUUGAUGUGCCUCAGGAAGCUUUUAUGGCUGUAUUGAAACUUGAAAAAGAGGUGUUAUGAUAAUUUUACUUGUUCGCUUGUAAAGAAUAUUGGUGACAAUUUCAAGAAAGAUUUAUUUGAUAAAUCAUUACAUUUUGAAUAAAUAAGUAAUCAAGUUUUUGGUUGUAUUAUUUGAAUUAUGAAAUCCAAUAUCAAUGUAGUACAGGAAAAAGCUCCAAUGAGGGCACUCUCAUUGUCCCAAAUUA
Molecule: messenger RNA, 2389 nt
Organism: Cornus florida
Lineage: Eukaryota; Viridiplantae; Streptophyta; Magnoliopsida; Cornales; Cornaceae
Product: translation factor GUF1 homolog, chloroplastic
Exons: 22
Coding region: 138-2204 (688 amino acids)
Biological process (GO): positive regulation of translation
Molecular function (GO): ribosome binding; GTP binding; GTPase activity
Source: RefSeq, a predicted model, not a curated record